Molecule: messenger RNA, 963 nt
Organism: Rodentolepis nana
Lineage: Eukaryota; Metazoa; Platyhelminthes; Cestoda; Cyclophyllidea; Hymenolepididae
Source: the annotation of a GenBank genome assembly
AAAUUAAAAUCCACCACCUUUGUUUCAGUUCGUUCCCAAUCAGUGAAAGCACCAGCUCAAAGGAAACGCUCUCAAGGACAACCUCCACCACGACCGAUUCACAGACCUCGUCUCAUCGAUGAACGCAAGUCCCGUGAGCAGACGACCGUACCAUCUUCCUCUACCUCAUCACACUCCCAAGGUGGAGAGGAUGGUAAGGUCCUCUCCUCAUCCUCCUUCUCCUCCUCCCCCUCCCCCCACUCUCCCUUCUCACAACCUCUUCCUGUAAACACCUCAAGUCUUCGUCAAGAUGUCUUUCGUGUCACCAUCUGUGUCUUCCACUCCAGUCUCCUCUUAGUUUCCUACAUAGCUUGGACUACUUUUCUAAUUCUCCUCCUACCUGCCUUCUGCAUAUCCUACUGCAUUCGACAAAUCGGCCUCCUUCUUGCCCAACAUCGACGAUCUAGCCUAGUUGAAACCUUGUCUUCCCUCUCACUACAUUACCUUCAUGGUGAAGAUGCAGGAAGGAACAUUGUGGUAGUCAUCUAUCUUGGUGCCCCUGGGAUUAAGAUUGCUGCAUUGAAGAAACUUCUGGUCAAGCGUAUUUUCUCCACUCCACGCACACCGAGUGGCACUCACCAACGACGAAAUUGUGGAUCUAAGGGUAUGGAGAGGUGGUUUGCUGAACGACUUCAGCAGAUUGUAGUGCCUCUACCGACUGGAUAUGCUUGGCAGAGAUGUUCAUCGAUUAAUAUUGACGAGCAUGUUGUGCCAGCGUAUCUCGUCGGACAGAACCGACCAAAUUACGGACGACGUCUUUCGCCAAAGAAACAUCCUCCAGAAGAAGAGGGCAUGGUGGAAUCAGACAAGGAUCCUGUUGAAAUGUUGGUGGGCCAAUUAGCUGCUGUUGGAAUUCCCCUUGACCGACCGCUUUGGCAGGUCCAUCUAGUUGAAGAUUACCAUGAUACAGUAAGUCGCAUUUAA